CAAACCCUAAUUUCCGAAACCAGAACCCAGCCCCCCUUCCGCGAGGAGAGAAAGAGAGAGAAAACCCUAAAAAUGGUGAAGUUUCUCAAACCAGGGAAGGCCGUAAUCCUCCUUCAAGGUCGUUACGCCGGGCGCAAGGCCGUGAUAGUCCGCAACUUCGACGAAGGUAGCCGCGACCGCCGUUACGGGCACUGUCUUGUCGCCGGCAUCAACAAGUACCCGAAGAAGGUGAUUCGCAAGGAUUCCGCCAAGAAACAAGCGAAGAAAUCGAGGGUCAAAUGCUUCGUCAAAGUUGUGAAUUACAAUCACAUUAUGCCUACUCGUUACACUCUUGAUGUUGAUCUUAAGGAUGUUGUUUCUGCUGAAGUUCUUCAAUCCAAGGAUAAGAAGGUUACUGCUGCGAAAGAGACUAAGGCUAGGUUCGAGGAGAGGUUCAAGACUGGAAAGAAUCGUUGGUUUUUCUCCAAACUCAGGUUUUAGAGAAAGAAAAAACAGUAAUAUUUUUCAUGGUUUUUUUUAUUCCAAUGUUGGAUUUGUGUUAUCUUUUUAGGAUUAAUUUUGGUCACAUUAUUGCUAUGGUUUUGUUUAUGGGUAUUUUCGAUGAUUUUGAUAUAUGAUGAACCCAUUUUAUCAAUGCUUUAUGCUAUGUUGUUCUGUUUAGUGAUUA
Chenopodium quinoa (quinoa) is the source of this 667-nucleotide messenger RNA. RefSeq names its product 60S ribosomal protein L27-2-like. Gene Ontology annotation, cellular component: cytosolic large ribosomal subunit; ribosome. NCBI's taxonomy places the organism in Eukaryota, Viridiplantae, Streptophyta, Magnoliopsida, Caryophyllales, Amaranthaceae. Gene Ontology annotation, biological process: translation. The record is from RefSeq and is a predicted model, not a curated record. Gene Ontology annotation, molecular function: structural constituent of ribosome. The transcript has a single exon. Bases 73 to 480 code for a protein of 135 amino acids.